Pseudoliparis swirei is the source of this 4614-nucleotide messenger RNA. Its product is annotated as macrophage mannose receptor 1-like. The coding region runs from base 80 to 4300 and encodes 1406 amino acids. The record is from RefSeq and is a predicted model, not a curated record. Gene Ontology annotation, molecular function: signaling receptor activity. Lineage: Eukaryota; Metazoa; Chordata; Actinopteri; Perciformes; Liparidae. The transcript has 29 exons.
UAGCACACACCACUUCUUUCAUGACUGGAAAACUCUAAUACAAUCACUUCCACCAUUGAGUGCAAACUACACUUGAAGGAUGAUGUCACUGUGCUCAAAUGUUGCUGUGCUCUUUGGUCUCAUGCAAGUCCUCUGCAUCGCUGCAGACAUAGACAGUGGCUCCUUCCUGAUCUUCAACGAGAACCACAACAAGUGCAUGAAGGUGGAGAGCGCCACGUCAGUGACGGUGGCCCGCUGUGACCCUCAUGCCAAAGAGCAGCAGUUCCGCUGGGCCUCCGAAUCGCGUGUCCUCAGUCUGUCCCUUAAGCUCUGUCUGGGGGCUACAGAGAUUAAGGACUGGGUCAAGGUGCUCCUCUUUGAAUGUGAUGAGAACAGUGACCUCCAGCAUUGGCAGUGCAAGAAUGAGACCCUCUUUGGCCUCAAAGACCAGGACCUGCACCUAAACUGGGGAAACCACAAUGAGAGGAGCAUAAUGAUCGAAAAAGGCUCAGGGCUCUGGAGUCGCUGGAGGAUAUUUGGCACCGAGGAUGACCUUUGUUCAAAAGGUUUUCAAGAGGUUUUCACAAUCGGGGGCAAUGCCUUUGGAGGACCAUGUCAGUUCCCAUUUAAGAUUGAGGAGAAGUGGUAUGCUGAAUGCACGGAGGAAGGUCGCUCAGAUGGACAGCUGUGGUGUGCAACAGAGAGAGAUUACGACAAAGUGAAGAAAUGGGGCUUUUGUCCGAAUGAAGUGUCCUUGGGUUGGGACGUUGACCCGAUCACAGACGUUCAGUAUCAGAGGAACUCACAGUCAGUGUUGACCUGGCAUCAGGCCAGGAAGAGCUGCCAGCAGCAGGGAGCCGACCUCCUCAGCAUUGUAGAGCUACAUGAGCAGUCAUACAUUUCAGGGUUGACAAAUACUUUGGGAACAUCUCUGUGGAUUGGACUGAACAGCUUGGAUUUUGAGACUGGAUGGCAUUGGAGCAACGGUAACCCCUUCAGAUAUUUAAACUGGGCUUCAGGUCACCCCUCGUCAGAGCCCGGUCUCACCUGUGCAACCCUCAAUGCUGCAAAAGCCUCGAAAUGGGAGAGCAGCGCCUGCGCCAAGAAACUUGGUUACAUUUGUCGCAAAGGAAACUCUACCAGUCUGCCGCCACCUCCGAACAAAGACCAGCCCAGCUUCUGCCCCAGUCACUGGGUUCCAUAUGCAGGAAGCUGUUACUACCUGCAGAGGAACAAAAAGAUGUGGAAAGAUGCUUUGGCUGCGUGUCACAAAGAGGGAGGAGAUCUGGCCAGCAUACACAAUAUAGAAGAGCAGAGCUUCGUCAUAUCCCAGUCUGGAUACUUGCCGACAGAUGUGCUCUGGAUUGGCUUGAAUGAUCUGAAGAACCAGAUGCUGUUUGAAUGGUCUGAUCACUCCCACGUCACCUUCACCCAGUGGCAGACCGAUGAGCCGUCUCAUGCCACCAACCUCCAGGAAGACUGCGUUGUCGUCAGAGGAAAGGACGGGAAGUGGGCGGACCACAUGUGUGAGAAGACGUAUGGAUACAUCUGUAAGCAGAAGGCCUCCACUAGACCAGCUGAAGGCUCCCAAGAGGAAGACAACCCGGGCUGCAAGCUUGGCUCAAUCAGAUUUGGAUCUUAUUGUUACAACAUUGGCUCUGAGACAAAAACCCAAGAUGAGGCCAAGCGGGCAUGCUCAGAGGCUGGUGCGCAUGUGGUGGAUGUGACUGAUAGAUAUGAGAAUGCCUUCUUGGUCAGUUUGGUGGGUUUGAGGCCGGAGAAGUAUUUCUGGACAGGUUUAUCCAACACAGACGACAUUAACACUUUCAAGUGGACCACCAGAAGAAAAGUCUUGUUCACUCAUUUCAAUGUGGACAUGCCAGACAGACAUCAGGGAUGCGUUGCCAUGACAACUGGGGUUUUCGCUGGAUUAUGGGAUGUUGUCAGCUGCAGCAACAAGGAAAAGUACAUCUGUAAGAAACCAGCAGAGGGUGCACAUGUGACAACAGUCCCACCCAGCACCCCCGCCAUGAGCUGUCAGUCUGGCUGGACCCCUGUUGCCAAGAGGAGUGUCUGCUUCAAACUUUUUUUAAAAACAAAGCGGGAGAAAAGGAAUUGGCAUGAAGCGCAGGAUUUCUGCAAGGUCAUCGGAGGGGACCUGAUGAGCAUACACAGUUCACAGGACCUGAACAACGCUCUGUUUCAACCCUCUGAUCGAGCCUGGAUUGGCCUCAGCCUUGGUACCAAUGCAGGUUAUGAAUGGUCCGAUGGGUCACCUUUCGGCUAUGAGAGAUGGGACUUUUACGAACCAAACAACCACAAUGACAACGAACACUGUGCAGAAGUCCAAUUUAACUUCAAUCGGUCCUGGAAUGAUGUGAUCUGCGAAGCCUACAAUCACUGGAUCUGCCAGAUAGGCAAAGGUGUGACUCCCAAACCUGAGCCUGUCACCGUUGAAACAGUGUACAACACCACUGAAGAUGGCUGGCUUAUAUACAAUGACACACAUUAUUGGGUCAACCAUGACAAUCUAGACAUGGAAUCUGCUAGAGCUGUCUGUAAAAAGAACUUUGGUGAUCUUGUUGUCAUCACAGGGGAGAGUGAGAGGAAGUUCCUUUGGAAACAGAUAGCGAAAGAGUCAGGACAUGAGUACUACAUCGGCAUGACAGCGGAUUUGGAUAAAUCCUUCAGCUGGGUGGAUGGCACACCUGUAUCGUACACUUCAUGGGCACGAAAUGAGCCCAGCUUUAAUAAUAGAAAUGAAAACUGUGUGACUAUAUACAGGGGCAUGGGGGAAUGGAAUGACAUUAAUUGUGGUACUGAGCUACCUUCCAUUUGCAAAAGAACCAAAAGUUUUAUCAACACAACAAUGGCCCCAACCACUAUUCCUACGGGAGGAUGUGCACCAGAGUGGCUCACUUUCCAAGGAAAGUGCUAUAAAAUAUUUGUGGGGGAUGACAAUAAGAACUGGCAGGACGCCAGGAAGUACUGCAUAAAGGAGGGAGGAGAUCUGGUUUCUAUCACCAAGGAGAGAGAGCAAGCAUUCCUGACAAUGCAGAUGCUGAACUACAAUGAAGACUUCUGGAUCGGCAUGAAUGACGUCAACUGGGAGAUGCAUUUUGUGUGGGCAGAUGGCAAAGCCAUUUCAUACACCAACUGGGCAAAAGGGCAUCCUGAUGGACGUUUUACAUUUAAUGAUCAGUUGUUUGACUGUGUGAUAAUGGUGGGAAGCAACUCCAACAUUUCAGGAGUAUGGAAGGAGGUAGAUUGUCAUUUAAAACAAAGCUUCAUCUGCAAAAGAAACAGUGAUUCUCAGAUUGUAGUCCCAGCCACAACGGUGUUACCUCAGGCUUUCCAUAAACUUGGCAAUGACUCCUACAAACUGGUGGCCCUGAAGAUGAAAUGGGACGAGGCGAGGAGGCAGUGCCAAGUAGACGAUGCAGAUCUGGUCAGUAUCCUGAACCCCAUCACCCAGGCAUACGUCUCCUUGGAGAUUUUCGAUCACAAUGAGCCCGUGUGGAUCGGCCUCAACAGCAAUGAGACUGGUGGGCGGUUCAAGUGGACCGAUAACUGGCUGCUGUUUUAUACCAAAUGGGGCACAAAUGAGCCUAAACACAACUAUGGUUGUGUGUAUAUGGAUGUGGACAAAACAUGGAAGACUGCACCAUGUACCAACACCUAUUAUUCCCUUUGCAAGAGGUCAUCAGUUGUAGCACCAGCUGAGCUCCCAGAACUCCCCGGCAACUGUCCAGAACCAAAGAAAAAAAAAUCAUGGAUACCUUUCAGAGGCCAUUGUUAUUCUUUCAUGAGCUCAGUGAUGGAAGACUGGGCCCAUGCCUCAGUUGAAUGUGUGAAAAUGGGUGCCACUCUGGUGAGUAUUGAGGACCCUCAGGAAAGCCUGUUCAUAGAACAUAACCUGAAUAUUCUGCAGGACAGUGCCAAGUCCUUCUGGAUCGGCCUCCACAAGACUCAUGAAGAUGAGUGGAUGUGGAUCGAUAACAGUGCUGUGGACUACGUCAACUGGAAAACAGGGAUGCCAGAGUCAGAUUCAUGUGUGGACAUCAGCUCUGACAGUGGACUGUGGAACACACACACCUGCACCAGACACAAGUCUUACAUUUGCAAAAUAGCCAAAGCCCCAGUCGUUGAAGAAGUUUCUCAUGGGUCUGCUGGCAUCACUGUUGCUGUAGUGCUAGUUGUAAUCGCCAUAAUUGGACUCAGUGCCUUCCUCCUCUUCCUUAAACGGAUACCCAUCCCUGUCCUAGGAGAAACACCAUUGAUAACAACUUAUACUUCAACAAUCCCUACCGAGUCCUUGUAGACACCAAGGGGCUGGUGGCCAACAUAGAGCAGAAUGAUCAAGCAUACAUGAGCUCAGUCCCAAUCCAAUAUGAAGAUUAAUUAUUAUGGUUUCAUAUUUAUUUUUGGUUCACUUUACUGGGAACUGGAUCUCAACUAAACCCUGUAAUAUUUUUCCAAGAUCACAAGGACAAUGAUUAUAUACUUAUUAUAUUAUAAUAUAUGGUAAUUCAUAUUCAUCAAUCAAGAUAAUCAAAAGCAUUUGAAGACAAAACGCCAGUUAAGAAUCAUAACAGCUGAAGAUGUUUCAUUAAAAAAUCAUCAGAUUUCUCUCAA